GCUGGGGCACGUGACCAGAAGGAAGCAGCUCAAUCCCAUUACAGGAUGGGAAAACUAUUCUUUGGGCAAAAGGAGCCAGAAGCUGGAGCUGUGAGCGCUGUUGGGAGAAGCCUGGAACAUCAAGACUUGGAGAAACAGUGGCAACGUGGCAAAAGCUUGUGGGCCCUCAGUUGCAGCACUGCCUGGGCAGGAGAGGAGCUGUCUGCAGCAGCCUAGUUUCCCCAUGGCUGAGGCACUGAGGCCUCGUGCCUCGAUGCAUGCCUGAGACCCCCAGGGAUCCUCUGGAAGAGACUAGUCCUGGAAGGACAUCGACAAGCUGGACUGUAUCGAAAGGAAGGCAAACAAGAUGGUAGCCAUCAUGAUUUCCUGGGUAUUCUUAGCCUGGGCCAUCCCCUGUGCUGCCAACCAACUCCUCAGUGCCUUCACCCAAGGGGAACUCCAGAAUGACCCCCCAAGGCUCAUCUGCAGCAUUCCAGGGCCCCAAGGUCCUCCUGGCCUCCCAGGAGCCCCAGGACCUUCAGGAAUGGUGGGCAGGAUGGGCUUUCCAGGCAAAGAUGGGCAGGAUGGGAAGGAUGGAGAAAAGGGCGAGACUGGAGAAGAAGGUGCACGGGGCCGAAUAGGGAACCCAGGGAAGCCAGGACCAAAGGGCAAAGCGGGGGCUAUCGGACGAGCCGGUCCCAGGGGUCCCAAGGGAAUCAGUGGAACCCCAGGAAAACACGGUGCCAUGGGGAAGAAGGGGCCCAAGGGGAAGAAGGGGGAGACAGGGAUGCCGGGGCCCUGCACCUGCGGUGCUAACAGGGCCAGGUCUGCAUUCUCAGUGGCUGUCACCAAGAGCUACCCCAGGGAGAGGCUGCCUAUCAAGUUUGACAAGAUCCUGAUGAAUGAAGGUGGCCAUUACAACGUGUCCAGCGGCAAGUUUGUCUGCGGCUUUCCUGGCAUCUACUACUUCACCUACGACAUCACUCUAGCCAACAAGCAUCUGGCCAUCGGGCUGGUGCACAACGGACAAUACCGGAUCCGGACGUUUGACGCCAACACUGGGAACCACGAUGUGGCAUCUGGCUCCACCAUCUUAGCCCUGAAGCAGGGAGAUGAGGUGUGGCUGCAGAUCUUCUAUUCGGAGCAGAAUGGACUCUUCUAUGAUCCUUACUGGACAGACAGCCUAUUCACCGGCUUCCUCAUCUAUGCUGACCAGGAUGGUCCCAAUGACUUGUAGAAGGUGCUAAUGGGAAAGGGAAACCAUUGCCCAGAGGAAGGGGGCCAGUGAGCACCAAUCUCAGGCUGGGCUUUGCAAAGGCCCCUUGGGAUGCAAUGAGCAUUCCAUGUUCUUGCUGAGUUAACUAAUUCCCUCUGCAUCUUGUCUCCCACACAUUAAACGUGAGCAUUUGAGUAGUU
Messenger RNA from Phascolarctos cinereus (koala), 1395 nucleotides. It is a transcript of the gene C1QTNF2, whose product is annotated as C1q and TNF related 2. Lineage: Eukaryota; Metazoa; Chordata; Mammalia; Diprotodontia; Phascolarctidae. The record is from RefSeq and is a predicted model, not a curated record. Gene Ontology annotation, molecular function: protein binding.